AAAACGCGACGACAACUAUUAUUCAACACAUACAGGACGACGUGCAAAAAGUCUGUUUUUAAUGCUUCUGUGUCGUUUUUCAACAUGUCUUUUUUGCGAUUAUAUGCCUCUGCCAGCAGGCAGGUAGUUUCCAGACCCGCAGCUGUGGACUCGCUCUUUACCGGGUGUUUGCGGAGAACCAGCGGAACCGUGAAGGACAGAGAGCCACUGAAGAAGGCCAAAACCCCACAGGGGCGCUUUGACAUCCCCGAAGAGAAGAGCAAAGAUGUUCUAGAAAAGUUCCCAGAUGAUGUGAACCCAACGACGAAGGAAAAAGGUGGUCCUCGAGGUCCAGAGCCCACUCGUUAUGGAGACUGGGAGAGGAAGGGCCGCUGUGUGGACUUUUAGUUCAGUUUAAUAUUUUUCCUCCUGGAUUAUGAAAAAUGAUGUUGAAUCUGUGGCACUGUGAACACACUGGUUUGUUUUUUUCAGCAGGUUGUUUCAGCUCAGUGAAAGAGACAAAAAGACACAAACAGGAUGAACACUGACAGCUGAGAUUCACAUUCUGAACAAAGUAAACUUCAUGUUUGGGUGAUUCCACUCAUUUCACCCUGAUGUUGGUGACUUAUGGCUCAAUGAUUCAAUCAGGUCGCCCUCUCCACCGACGGUGUAAAACAGGUGUGUCCAAAGUGCGGCCUGCUGGCCGUUUGCAGCCCUUGAAGUGAUUUUGUGCGGCCUGCGACUGCUAUAAGAAUGACGUAAAUCUGGUCUGUGGGCUUUAAUUUUAAGGAAUUAAAGCAAAUAGAUGGACACCUUUUGAAAGUUUUAAAAGUAACGUUUUAAAAUGUUAAAUUUAACCAGAAAAAAAUUAGUUGAUUUCAACAAACUUUUCACUUUGUCACUGCUUCUGACACAAUGUGAUGUUUAUUUUAUUUGUAUUAUUAUAAAUUAGAAGGUUUCUAUGCAGUCAUUGUUCAGAAGUAUGAAAUAUGGAUGUAGUAAUUUUCAUGUUUGGAUAAAUAURUAUGAAUGUUGGGGUUAGAAACUGUUGAAAUCAGAGGGGUAUUUACUGUAUUUUUUACACUGAAUGCAUUUAGUCCUUCUACAUCUGAUAUUACUGACUUCUGGAAAUUAAACUAAGAAAAACAUUUAA
Molecule: messenger RNA, 1132 nt
Organism: Austrofundulus limnaeus
Lineage: Eukaryota; Metazoa; Chordata; Actinopteri; Cyprinodontiformes; Rivulidae
Gene: sdhaf4
Product: succinate dehydrogenase complex assembly factor 4
Exons: 3
Coding region: 85-387 (100 amino acids)
Biological process (GO): mitochondrial respiratory chain complex II assembly
Cellular component (GO): mitochondrion
Source: RefSeq, a predicted model, not a curated record